UGUCACCGCUCCGCCAUAUUGAAUUCUGUUGUGCUUCGGUGGAAAACAUUGUGAGCACGUGGAUUAUUGGAAAUUAAUUUAUUGAGUGAAAUUUAUAAGUACAUAAUUAAGAUCAGUUAGGUAUUUGGUCUUCUAACCUGUUUAGUUUUCUUAAUUAGGAAGUGACCCUAUUCUACAUUGGAUAUUAAAUUUAUUGUUAAAAGUGGCUCAUCACAAUGGCACCUUGUCGUCAGUUGCUUAUGUGGUCAGUUCCAUCAAUAGCAGUAUUACUGGGUAUUUUUUGGUUCAAGAAAAAACGGGAGUACGCAAAAUCUGACCCAGGUGGAAGAGAAAAGAUAAAAAGUUUAAAAGAAGAGCUCGCAGAAGCGUUAAGUGCUGAAGCGGAGUUGAUUCAAGCCUCACCUUUGGGCAAAAUUGAGCGCUCCAUAAUUAAAUCUGCACCGAUAGACAUAAUCCCUAAAGGUAGUGGUUCCCAGAGAUCCUCUCUUGAAAUGACUGAUGAGGAAAUUGAUUUGGAGAUUGAGAACAUUAAAAGAAAAAAAUCACUUGAAAAAGAGAAGAAAAUGUCUGUGACUGCAGAGAGUAAGAUAGAAGAUUUGUGCAGUCAGAUUAACUCUGCCAUUGUUACGGCUUCUGAGGCAACUGGGUGUAUGUCUUUCAAAUCUCAACUGAGUUGCAACAAAUAUGAUGACAACAUUAGCUUUCAGAAUACAGAUGAGGAAAUAAAUGUAAAUGAAAAUAUGAUAUUAGCUGAUUCUGAGGCAAUGGCUUUACAUGUGGAUAGUACUAAAUGUGAUAUGGUGUCUGAAGACAUCGGGACUGAACAGAACAUUGCAACUGAUAAUAAAGAACCAAACAUUGAGAAUAAUAUAACCGAGGAAUCUGACAAUAUGGGGCCCAGUGAGAGUGGCAACCGGUUUUCAGCUUCACAGAAUAGAACUAUUUCAGAAAGAGACUCUGCAAACCACAGUCCGGUGGAUCCCAUGUUAGCUAGCCCUUCAACAUGUCAUUUUUCAGAUAAUCACAGUGAAGGUUCCAGUGAUAGUGGUAAAGGAUGUUCAGAAGCAGCCAGUCCACCGCCUGCAAAUAUAAAUAUGAGAAUACACCAAUUUGUAAUACCACAGGCUCUGGUUGGUCUAUUAAUAGGAAAAUAUGGCUCAUUUGUAACUAAAAUUAAAGCACAAACUGGAGCAACGGUUUAUGUCAGAAGACAUCCAGACUUAGCCAAGCAAAAAAUCUGUGCAGUUGAAGGUACUCAAGGUGAAAUUGAAGCAGCUUUAGAGAUGAUAAAUGAAAAAUUCCCAGAAAAGAGAUUCCCAAACUUCUCCACACAAGAAAUUAGUGCAGAAUUAUAUCAAAGACUGACACCUUUAGUACCAGAGUUCCUUCAAUUGCAGCUGGUGGAGUCGGUGAAUAACGACACAAUCAUGACGUGCCUGGUGAGCGCGGGCCACUUCUUCCUGCAGCAGCCGCUGCACCCCACCUUCCCCUCGCUGCACGCGCUGCACCGCCUCAUGGCCGCCACGUACCAGCAGCCGGACGUGCCGGCGCUGCCCCGCCCGGUGAAAGAGGGUUCCAUCUGCGCGGCGCCCACCGAGAACAACUGGUACCGGGCGCAGGUGAUAUCCACGUCGGAGGAGAGCGACACGUCGGUGGUGAAGCUGGUCGACUUCGGCGGCUACCUCACCGUUGACAACGACCAGCUCAAGCAGAUCCGCUCCGACUUCAUGACCCUGCCCUUCCAGGCGACGGAAGCGCUGCUAGCAUUCGUCAAACCAGCCAAAAACGAGGCGGACUGGAGCGGCGAGGCGCUGCGCAUCAUGGCGGGGCUGACGGCGGGGCAGCUGCUGCACGCGCAGGUGGCCGGCUACGACGAGGAGGGGCUGCCGCUCGUACACCUUUACCUCACACUCAGCCCUCAGCAAGUGAUAUUCCUAAAUAGAGAGCUAGUGGACCGCGGGCUGGCGGAGUGGGACGUGCCGCCCGACUCGUGAGCGCGCGCCCGCACCGUGAGCUUGCGCGCCUCAAACCUGCCGAAGUGAAGCGAUCCCACAACACGAGGCGCGUGUCUCUUGCGUUCCUCAGAUAAAUCAGCACUCUGUGCUGAUUAAAUUUGUAAACGUUUUGAUUGGUGACUUAUUUUUUGGUUGUACCUAUUAAUAACGAAAUUUAAAAACGCGAUUGCGAAUUUUAUUCGUUGACUUGGUUACGUACCAUUGCUGACUAAAUGUAAAAAAAUUACCAGUUCAUAUUUGUAUGGACUCAUACUUUAAUAAUAUUUUAUAAUCCAUACUAAAAUUACAAAUGCGAAGUGUGUCUGUCUGAUAGCUUUUCACGGUCCAUCUGUUAAACCGAUUAUGACGACAUUUGGUACUCAGAUAGCUUGCAUCCCGGGAAAGGGCAUGGACUACUUUUUAUCCCGGAAAACGAGUUCCCACGGGAUUUUCAAAAACCUAAAUCCACACGAACGAAGUCGCGGGCUUCAUCUAGUAUGGUAUAUUAGGGACUUGAUACAGCAAGCGCCCCGGGCGCGUGGACGCGACUCGAAAAUAAAAAGUAUGACUCAAUGGAAUAAAAUGAGCGCACGGCGGGCGCUUGUCGUAUGAAUUCCCUACGACUAGACUGUAGAUUGUAUUCGCUUCGCGUCAGCGGCCACGGGUCGGAUCUCACGACUGAGUUUUGGAAAGAUCGGUGUAUGUACUAUGAGGAAAUGUGCAUCGAUAAAAUAUAACAGAUUCUUUUUGCAACGAAAUCCGCACGCCCGGUCGCAAUGACGCUUGGUCUUCUCGUGUCUAAGCAACCACAAAUUACACAUUUAAAAUUCAAUACGCUUACAAAUGAACUAUACUAACUGUAGUGAAUUAAUAGUAACGAAAAAUAUACCUAUUAUACUUUCUCGUAGUUGAACUAGUAGUUAUAAUUUGGCGCUUGUGUAAGUUUAUCGUAAUAUUGCGUUUUUAUUUAGAAACCCUUUUUGUAGUGAUGUUAAGUGUUGGUCAGGAUGCUCAUUAUAAUACUACAAUAACACAGCACUGCCGUCUGCAUUUUACAUAAUUAAUUUUUUACUUAACUUUUCUCUAUUUCUCAGUUUUACGCAGUGCCAAUAGCCAUCGUAAUAGAAACGAAUUUUUCAUAAUAAUUGUAUUAGAUUCUGGAUUUCGCCUUUCGAAUUGUGGCCUUUGAAAUACACUUUUCUUCCCCUUGAACUUCCUAUGUGUAUAAAUGAAUUAUUGUUAGUAUAAUAAAUGGUAUUGUACUACCUGCAUUUUGCAAAAGAAGGUUGUAAAUUUAACUGUGACAAAUUGUAUCCUGUGCAUAAAAUAAUGUGUAAUUAUUGUUAAAUAUUUUGUAAAAUAUCAAAGUACAAUUUAGUAUUGUGUGAUUGCUUUGAGUGGUGUUUAAAUUAGAUUUGGUAUGAAAAAGAUGAUUGAAAGGUGUAACUGUUAAGUUUUCGAGAACACCACCAGUUUUGCCACCUCAACUGAAUUUGUUUGGAGUAGGAACCUCAAACAAAAUAUGAGUUACAUGGCAAAUAGUAAUUACAAAUCGUGAACAAAGCUCUAUGGAUCUCUAAAAAAAUUAUUUGUUAUUCAUGGCUAGAUGUUAAUUUGAAAAUACAAAAGUAGAUAAAUUAUGCCUAAUUCAAAUAAAAUCUUUAUGGCAUAAGACGGCAAUCGGUCAACAAAUGCGCCGUUACUAAAAAUAUUCUUCCUCAAAACUUCAACAAAUUUUUUUCAGGAGGCAUUACGAUUUACAAAUACUAUGGUCAUUAUUCAAAUAUAAUGUCGAAUAUUGACCAUUAUAAAACAAAUACUGCUGAUUGAGAUUGAGUAAAUGUUAAAUUUUUAUUGUUAUAAUGAGCAUGUCGAUAUUCCUGACUUUAGAAUAAUAAUGUACAUAAUAGAACGUUUAGGUAGUUACUAAAAAAACAAUUGAUAUGUUUGUUUUCUAAAAAUUCAUUCAGUAUUUUUAGUAUGUUGGAAAAAUUAUUUUUGUUAGUAAAUUGAAUUUGUUUACGUAGGACGUACGUGCGUAUUGCGUAGGACGUGGCAGGCUAUAACUUAGACGAUUUUAAUUUUUAUAGUUUUAAGAUAUAUCGAGGGUGUCGACGAUACGCUGCAAAUUCGGAUGUAAUAAUAUUAAAAUCCUAAGUUAAGGUUGUUUGUUCGCAGAGUUCACGCAUUCAAUUGGUGAUACCAGAGUGUGAAUUGAUUUACUUUGUAGCUAGCUCUACGUUUGCAUUUUGUUAACGUCCUUACUGUAUAUACUUAACUAAUAUAUUUGUGGUUAAAUCAAUAAAUUAUCGUUUCAAAAAUG
Messenger RNA from Maniola jurtina (meadow brown), 4317 nucleotides. It is a transcript of the gene spoon, whose product is annotated as A-kinase anchor protein 1, mitochondrial. NCBI's taxonomy places the organism in Eukaryota, Metazoa, Arthropoda, Insecta, Lepidoptera, Nymphalidae. The record is from RefSeq and is a predicted model, not a curated record. The transcript is spliced from 8 exons. Bases 216 to 1994 code for a protein of 592 amino acids. Gene Ontology annotation, molecular function: RNA binding.